UGUGAUGGGAGGGUACUUACACUUUUUGCCAUAACAAGAAAAAACUUCACCGGGUUUCAUUUUGCAUCUUGGUAAUCAUAAUCCCAAUCCCCUGUCUGUUAACCCCAACUUUCAUUCGAAGUAGUAGAAAUGAAAGAUUUAUAUAUUUGCCCCGGAGGAGAAGGGGCAAUCAUUCGUUCAUUCAAUGGUUCUCAUCCAUUAAAAUCAUCGUCAAGACAGCCCGAGGCUUCAAGAGAAAGGGUAUAUUUUAUUUCUCGAGCGAUCGCAAAGCUAAGGAGGAAGGUUUGAAGCAACGCACGUAGAACCUGAUGAAUAAACAAUAUUUCGGAUGAUACUUUUGGAAUUUAUCAUCUGUACAUGUGAACGUGCACUCUCACAGGUCGUCAAGUGAUCCACGCGGCUGUUCCACGCUCUUUCCACGCGUGGAAACUCGGGGUUGCAAUGCAUCGAGGAAUCAUUUUAUAUGAAAAUCAUAUUGACUCUUAAGACAUUUCCAAUACUUUCCAAUAGCAUUUCAUUUUCAAAUUCUCGGAAACAGAAAUUUUAAUCCAGAAUUUCCGCCUGAAAACUUUUCGUGCUGCCGUGCACGGCAUCAACUGGUGACUCUUUACACGUGUCUGUCGCGAACCAAUCGAUUUGCACGCCCUGACUCCGUCACACAGCACCUCUUCCGUAAUAUACCACGUCUGAUUACUUUAUAAGCAGCCUCAAAGCUUUGCACGGUACGUUUUUCUUCAGCUUCGUUUGGAAAAGGUAUAGUUUUGGUGGUCAUAUUUUGUUUUCAGCUUUCAAAGCAUUUUUUUAUUGAUUUUUUUCGCCUUUAAAAUGGCCUUGUUUUAUCAACAAUAGUCUCGAAUUUUAGGUGACCCAUUUUUGUGAACGCUGACUUUUCUUGCAAAUGUAAUAUUUCAGAUAAUCUCGUUCCAGUAGCCUCAGCGAAGGAAAAUAGCUUUGAGAAAUGGCUUCCAAACUACCGCCGAAUUUCCCUGUUAUCUAUGGAAACUUUGAAGACUUACCUGUUAAGGUGCAGGAUUUUGUGGCAGACAAAAUCCACCUCUGCCAGCCCGACAAUCUUCACAUCUGCGAUGGAUCCAAAGAAGAAAACGAGGGACUUAUCAAAGAGCUAAUGGAUGCUGGAAUUGCGACUCCCCUGCACAAGCACGAUAACUGGUAGGCUUAUUUGGCUGUUUAGACCAAGGGGGUUCUGGAACGUGAAGUUUUCGAAAUUGCGUGACUCUUUGCACGGCCGGUUGAGAAGUGAACCUUAUUUUAAAGUCAAAAAACUCCCUCUUGUCUCUGGAAACCACAGGUCAUGUACCGGAUAAUUGUUGAAUAAGGUUGGAAAAGUUUUCCAGCACCAGUCAACGCGUCUUGGAUACCCUUUUGCAGUCGGGGAUAAUUUGAAAAUUAUAAUAAAAAAAUAUAUCUCGGCAGUUUUUGUUUGACUAUAUAACCCCCACGCCUAAAGUCAUUUAGUGCCCAAAAUAUGGACCUUUAAGCAAACUACCCUUGAAUUUAGUCUUUCCGCUGGCUUUUAUUUAUUACCUCAUGAUAUUGCAUAAAUUUUUAUAGGAUUGGUAUAGGAUGGAUUCAACUUUGCAUUUGAUGCUAUUUGCAGAAAUGUAAACAUUUUAGGCAUCCUAGUGAUGAAUAGUUUCGACAUACAGAUAUUUUACAGCAGCAACAAUACGCUCUAAGAAAAUUAUUUUACUAAAUUCAUUUUAGCUUGAAGAUAUUUAGCAUUACUUUUAAAUAUCCAUCAGUAAGGUUUUUUAUUUUUCUUUAGUUUUAUGCAUGAUAUUGAAUAAUACAUUUAUGGCGAUAAAAAAUUGAACCAAUUUGUUAGGGAUAAUAUUGAACAACAAAGUAAGUUUCCUGGCCAUUCUUACAAAGUGUGCACUUAAUUAUCUCAAGUAAUUAUGCAUCAGUCAAUUCCAGCUGCACCCAUCUCCCCCCCCCCCCCCCCCCCCGCUCAUAAAUUUAAAAAAAAAAUUUUGGGGAAAAAAAAAUGAAACAAAUUUGUUAGGAAAAAAUUUAAAAAAAAAAUAAAGUUUCCUGGCCAUUCUAAAAAAUGUGGCACUUAAUUUCUCAAAGUAAUAAUCCACAAGCAAAUCCCACCGCCCCCCAUCCCCCCCCCCCCCCCCCGGGCUACUGUGGGGCAUUUGCCCACCUUUUCAGUCCCAGGGGUGGGGCAUUUGCAAAUUUUGUGCUGCCCAGGGGCGGGGCAUUUGCCAACCCCAGGGCUAUUCCCGAGCUUUUGGCAUGCACGCGGUUUCCUGUCAGAAUAUAACUACACAGAGGAUAUUGGUGGAAGAAAAGCAGAUAAGCUCAUCUGUCAAAGACAGGAGGUUGUAAAGGCAUGUUCUCAAUUUUAUGCGCGUAUUUCUUCAUUACUUAUCAAGCCAGAAUUACAUAGCGAAACUCAGGAGCUACCGCCGUGAAUCAACGUUUUUGGGUUAGUGAAUAAAAUUUCUGUUGCUAUUAUUAAUUUUGAAGAACAUCCUUUCAUAUUUAUAACCUAUAUAACUUUACAGCACUCUAUUGAUUUUAAUGUCACUAGUUUUAUAUCAAUACUAAAGUCCUGGGGGGUGGCUGGGUGCAGUUGGAAUUGACUGAUGCAUUAUCAAUAUGGUACUUUUGUUUAUGUUUUACUUUAAAUGAACAUUUCCUGGCUUGUACUUAAUUAUAUCAUUAUUAGAACUGUUUUUUACUGUUUUUCCGUUUUUUCAGUUACACUGUUCGUACUGAUCCCCGUGAUGUGGCACGUGUGGAAUCUAAAACAUUUAUUUGCACAGAAGACAAGCAUGAAUCAGUUCCACGAGCCAAAGAAGGUGUUGAAGGUCGGUUGGGAAAGUGGAUGAGUGUCAGUGAUAUGAAUAAACAACUUGGUGAAAAAUAUCCAGGCUGCAUGAAAGGCAGGUUUUAAUUACAUCAGUUAGCUUUUAUGUAAUGAACUAUCCACAUUCUGAUCAUAAUAAAUUUCACAUUCUUCAGUUUAUCUGAUUGCAAAUGUGGUUCUGUUUUUCAGGCCGCACCAUGUAUAUGUUGUGUUUCAGUAUGGGUCCUGUUGGGUCACCUGUCUCUAAGAUUGGUAUUCAAGUUACUGAUUCCCCUUAUGUUGUUGUUUGUAUGCGUAUCAUGACGCGUAUGGGAAGCAACGUGCUGAAAGUUCUUGGUGACGGUGACUUUGUGAAGUGUCUUCACUCAGUUGGUGUUCCUAAACCUGCUCCCCCCUCUGACUAUCCAUGGCCUUGCAAUCCAGACAAGACUGUCAUCACUCACUUUCCACAUGACCGUGAAAUCAAGUCAUUUGGCAGUGGUUAUGGAGGAAACUCUCUUCUGGGAAAGAAGUGUUUUGCUCUCAGGAUAGCAAGCACCCUUGCUCGUGAUGAAGGAUGGCUUGCAGAACAUAUGCUGGUAUGUUAAUUUCUUUUGGGGGUCCAGACAAUCUGCGAGCCAGCAAGCCAUAGAAAAGAAUAGAGUUUUAUGAAAUUGUAAAUACAUGAAAAAUGUUUCCUGAAAGUUCCCUAUGGGUAUGUGAGGUUUUGCUGUGGGAAUAUUUGCAGAAUUAAGCAGUAUUGGUUGAUUUUGAUUGAUUAGGGUUAAGCACUCAUUUCACUGACUGGGGUUAAGCACUGACUUGCUUUAUGGAUUAGGAUUAAAAGCUGUUUAGUGUUAAACACUUUUGGAUUAGGGUUAAGCGCUUUUUAGGGUUAAAAGCUCAUUUCCAACAGUUAGCUUUUGGUUAUUGUUUUCACUUUACUGCUUUUUGAUUUUUUUUGUAUUCUUCUUUUGCAUGUCUCGCAUGGCUUGCUGGCUCACACUGUAUCCUAACUGUUUUGUGUAGGUGUAAUGCUUAAAUGCAGAGAUACAUAAUUAUUAAAGACACGAUUCAUCAACCUGUAAAUUUAUGAAUCACCCUUAGCAGGCCACUACUUUCUAUAUAGUUAAUGAUAUGUGUUGUUGUCAAACUAUUCUUGGCUCCUAAAUGAGUGUUCCUUUGAUAAAUUUUUCUGCUCCUUUUAAGAUCAUGGGCCUUACAAGUCCAACAGGGGAGAAGAAAUAUAUCACAGGUGCCUUCCCCAGUGCUUGUGGAAAGACAAAUCUAGCCAUGAUAACACCCACCAUCCCUGGCUGGAAAGUUGAGUGUGUUGGAGAUGACAUUGCUUGGAUGUGGUUUGAUGAAGAAGGUCAACUACGAGCUAUCAAUCCCGAAAGUGGAUUCUUUGGAGUUGCACCAGGUUCCUCAUACCUAACAAAUCCAAUUGCCAUGAAGACUUUCCAGAAGGACACUGUAUUUACUAAUACAGCUGAAACCAGUGACGGUGACUUCUGGUGGGAAGGUAAUAAUAUAAAAAGUAAACUCUGUUGUAUAAUGAAGGGGAGGGGGAAGUGCUAUUGUCAAGUGGAAUUCCAGAAAUAUCCACAACCUUCUCUUGCGUUCCCAUUUUGAGACAUCGAUGUUUACUUUCAAGGGUAAAAUAUCCCUGAAUAGGGUGAUUUUAGACAGGAGAACCCUAAGGGAUGGGUUGGGUUGACUCAAUAAGUCAUUCUUUUGGAAUGAAACACCAGGUUGCAAUAAAAUUGCCGUCCAAUAGCCUGGGCUAUUGGAAUGACCUAUCUGCUAACAUGUUGUAAUUAUUAGAUGUCCGAUGGGGAAGCAAGAUUUGCAGAGGUAAAGUAAAUGUUAUUGAAAAGGGGGCUUUGUAAGCUUGAGUACUCUUCACUAGUAAACUUAAGCAAUAGCUUGCCUGAAGGGCAAGUGAAUUUUUUAAUUUUCAUCUCACCCUGAGCACACCACACUUGGUACAUUCAUUAGGUAAAAAAAGGUUGCUUUACAGGGUAGUUGGUUACGUCCCAUCUGUGUACAGAUCUUAUUAUUUUUCUGUUUUUUCUCAGGACUGGACCUACCAACAGAUGUGACUAUAACUAGCUGGUUAGGAGAGAAGAAUUGGAAACCACACACUGGCCCUGAAACUGGCCCCAAAACUAAAGCAGCACACCCCAACUCUAGGUUUUGUGCCCCAAGUGAUCACUGUCCAAUUAUGGACAAGGACUGGGAAAAUCCUAAAGGAGUUCCCAUAAGUGCCAUUCUUUUUGGUGGCCGACGCCCUCAAGGUGUGCCCUUGGUCUUCCAGUCAUUCAACUGGCAGCAUGGUGUAUUUAUUGCAUCAUCAAUGUCAUCUGAAGCUACAUCUGCUGCCGAACACAAAGGCAAAGUAGUGAUGAGAGAUCCUUUUGCAAUGAGGCCAUUCUUUGGCUACAACUUUGGCAAAUACCUGGAGCACUGGUUAGGCAUGGAGAAAAAAGGACGCAACAUGCCAAAAAUUUUUCAUGUGAAUUGGUUUCGCACAGGAGAAGAUGGCCAUUUCCUGUGGCCAGGUGAGCUAUUGCUAAAAGUUAUACAGAAAUAAUGUAGUAGACCUUAUUCUAAAUGUUGAUAACUUUAGUAUCCUUUCAUGUUAUGCUAAGUAGCCAACGUUAUUCCCAGGUUCUCUCACCUACCCGUCCCUAAGUAGCCUCUUUGCCACAGUCACAUUUGCAAAAUUCAAUAGUGGACUUCUCUGAUAGGAACAUCAACAAUCUACGUCUUUCUUUUAAUCUUGAAACGAUGUGUUCAAAUUUCCCUUCCCCAAUGGAAGAGAAACCAAUCCAUCCCCUUAUAUUGCCCAACGUAUUCCCCUACCCUGGGGCCCUGGGGCAAGCCGAGAUACUCAUCAGACGUGCCCACCAAUCAGCAGAAUAUUUCGUUUGUUGAUAGGAUUUGGUGAGAAUUGCCGUGUCCUUGAGUGGGUCUUGAAGCGUUGUAACGAUGAAGACGUGGCUGACCCGACUCCUAUUGGCUACGUCCCUAAACCAGGCACCAUCAACACUGACGGCCUUGAUAAGCCUGUAGACAUGGAGAAACUUUUUGCCAUCCCAAAAGAUUAUUGGCUGGAAGAAUGUGAAUCCCUUCGAAAGUACUAUGAGGAACAAGUUGGUGAAGACUUGCCGAAAGAGAUCACAGAUGAACUGAACGCCCUUGUAGCACGUCUUAACGCUGCUUAGGGUCAUGUCUACUAGCCUUCAGCUUGUUCAGUAGUUUGUCAUGAACAUGAAAGUAGUUAAAAAGAUAUAUGCGGACAAAUCAAAGAGAAAGGUCAUUGGCAAACAUGUCCCAUUUUUAAGAGUGUUUGUAAAUGUGUUUUGAUCGGUUUACGUAACAAUUUCUUUUUUGUCACCCGUUACAAAGAAUUACCAAUUACAAGAACAGCCCCAACAAUAACUGAAGUAAACUCUGUAGCAUUUUUCCUCGAGUUCUUGUUUAGUGGUUCUCUGAUAAAAAAUUGAGAUUUCUGUUCUUUGUAGACGUGUUCUUAUAUUAUGUGCUUGGUUUUGUUUUAUUAAAAAAUAAAGUUAACUUGUAACCUUUGUUUCUUGAGUAUGAUAGUUCACAAACCCCGUAACUGACUCGGCUGUAAAGUAAGAAGUCUGUCCAAGGUGCUAUCGCCGCGCAUUAGAGGCCGCUGAAAGUAAAUUUAACACAACUUAACAACGCAACACAAUUUAACAACGCCGGAGCAUUAAUUGAGCGCGAAUCCUUAUUCCACAAAUUCAAAAGUUUGAAAUGCAUAGAUGCAUGCAGUCUUCAUAAUGGACUCUUUCGGGAGGUUGAAGACGUGUCAGCCGAUAUCAGCUCGUCCUCACUUUCAGCGCUUUUAACAGAGGCUAAUUUUUCGCAGUUGCAUUGACUACUUUUCGCACGCCAGUGCAUAUUGCAAAAAAGUGGUCUUUGCUCGCACAGGCCCUUACCACUAGGGUAACUUCGAAAGUGUUAUUCUAAAAACCGCUAUCCAGAAAAUAAACAAACGCGAGAAUACAUGCAGUCGAUAAUGCAGUCCAUUUUUGGAAGGGCCACCUUUAGGUGGGCUCGGCCCAAGGCCCUCUUAACCCUAAAUCCCGUGCUCUUGAGCAAAACAUGUAUGCUCGCACUAGCUCGCAGGGCCCGUAGUUUCCUAUUUUGUAGGGGUCUGCACAGAUGAGAUGAAAAUUAACGAGACAAGGACCGUUUAUACGUGCGAAUACAUGUCGGGUCCCCACAAUAUUUUUAAUCCGUAACGAACCGAAUUUUCUUUAGUUUGCCCUAACCCUGAAAGCAUCAGGUAGGUCUUUUGUUUUUUAUUAUGGCUGUUGGUUAGAAAAUGCCGGGGAGUUUUAUUUUGUACCAGUAGUGUGUAAUAGGGAAAAAGUAUGGGGAGUUUUAGCAACUUGAAAUUGUCCACAGUUUUUCUCUUCAAAUUGGUUGCGUAGAUUAGUUAUUGCCAAAAUGAGACGAUAAAAAAUGACUUUUCUCUGUUGUUCGUAAGAGUGGCAGUAGUCAUGACACUAUUGAAAGGGCAUGUUUGUGGUGCUUGUUCCUCCAUGGCUUCUUCUUUAAGCUGAGAUACGAAACUGAUAAACAACACGACCACAAAUUUAAAAACUGGAAAAACGGACACAAUUCCCGUUUUAGUCAGUGGAGCCGGGUUAGAAUUUUGCGCGUAACUUAUGACCGCCAAACAAACUUAAUGACAGGAUGAAAAAGAGAGACGAAAGAAACGGUGGGAAUGACUUCCGAGUUUUUUUUUUCUGUCACAAACCUUUGAAUCAUGAAGACUCGGGCACGUGAGACGGACGAGUGAUCUAGCAAGCGCAUGCACACAAGCCCCGAGCAUGUUCUACCGUUUUGUUAUUUGAUUUCUCUCUGGUUGUACUUUAUUUAUGGUUAGUUUCAAACUCAUAUUAUUUUUAUUCUCUUUUCAUUUUUACUAUCCUUAUAUUCCUUCAGUCAAGGAUUUGGUACAGUUUCUGUCAAAGUUUUUGUUCAGUGUUUAGCUUCUCUAUUUCAUGUGACACUUGUAUAUCCAUCUGUUUGGGCCACUAUCAAACAUUUUCGACAAAAUCGAACAAAAUCAUGGAGCGCACCUUAUGUCGCCUUUGACCGUUACUGUGAAGCCGAUGUCACUUCAGACUUCAGAGCGACAUUUUUCUUUCGUCUUUUUCUUGGUUGUCAAAGAAUGCGUGUGACUUGAUUCGACUUAAGGAAUCGCAGAAAAAGAGUAGCUUAGUCUGUCAAGAAUUCUCUUAGUGCAUGGAACAAUACAAAAAAGUUUGUUUACAAAGCUUGAUAAAGAAGCAAGGCUGAUUGUACAGCUAUGAGAAUGUCUAUUGUUGGGGCGAUUGUGAUAUCCCUAAAUUUACUUUUCCAUUUACCAAUUCUCGGUUCCUUACUCAUGUUUCACAAACUCACGCGCCUUUUUUGGAUUCAAACCGUGGACGGAAGUCCAGUAAACUACAUCAUCGUAAAUCACUUACCGUAGUGUUCUAGGAUCCUUUUUCCAAGUUUAAACAAAGCUGGAAUUGGCACCGCAAUCGGGCUUUUACGUCUUGACUGCUUACUUGAGGAUGAGUUUACAAAUUGCAUGCUUUGUAGUAAAAAUAAUUAUACUUUAUUCAAAUACAUAUAUGCAUAUAAACAUGAUACAUGAUACAAAUCAGGCACCCAGGCCUAUCCCUAUACUGAACCUUAAAAAUAUUUAAACAUUUAAAAAGACGCGCGUAAAAAUCAUUAGUGCAGGUACACUGAAAUGGUAUACCUGGUAUACUGUGUCAAUAAACCUUCAUCCAUCUUUUUAAGCCUUUUUUAAAAUUUGUUAACGUUAAUUUCGUCGGUGAAAAGAUGGUUUGGCAAACUGUUCCAGUCUUUGACGAUUCUCAAAAAGAAGGAGUACUUAAAGGAGUUAACUUUGGCUAAUUUAGUUUGUGUUUUGUAUGGAUGGUUGGCUCUAGUGUUUUUACUUCUACAAAACUCGAAAUAGUCAUUAAAGUCUAGGCCAUUUAGACUAAACACUGUCUUGUACCAUUCCACCACAGAUAGGUAUUCUCUUCGAUGCUGAAGUGUGUUCCAGUUUAGCAAUAUACAUCGUUCUUCAUAUGACAUCUCGCGUGGUUUUUGACUGCGAGCGAUUCUCGAUGCUCUUCGUUUUACUUUUUCGAUUGCCAUCUUGUCUUUAACUAAAUAGGGCGACGCGACCAUACCAGGCAUGCGUAUUCUAGGAGUGGUCUAACCAAGGACUUGCGGAGCAUAGAGAAAAUUUCCCCGUUCUUGCUACCAACUGUACGCUUUAGUAGGCCAACCACUUUCUUUGCUUUAUUUACAAUUACAUCCACGUGACUCGACCAGGAUACGUCUCUUGACACAUGAACGCUCCCCGGGGGGGUACUCCCUUAUAUAAGCCAUAUGGGUAUGUGCCGCAUCAUCGGGUAGGGUUUUUGUGCCGUUUUGGUCUGAAAACGGUUAUACACUUUUCCCAUUUUGGUCUGAAAUAGGGUGUGGUUUUCGAGGGAACUACAGGAGGAGUGUAUGAAGGUAUUUAUCGUUUCAAUUCCAAAUGAGUAAGAAAGAAAGAGAAAUAUGCGAAUUCGAAAUGGAUUUGAAGAAUUUGUUUGUUUGCGCUCCAAUCUCUGAGUUAUGAUAACAUAAUUUCCGCCAAAGGCCAGGUCUGAAAACGGGUAUAGAUUUUAGACUGUCUGGGGGCCCGUUUCUCGAAAGUCCCGGUAACUUUUCGGGCCCGAAAUCAAAUAUUCAAAUCGAAAUAUAAAGAAUAAGAGCGCGGGUACUGGCUAGGAAACUACUCCAUUUUGUUUCACUAACUGAUAGUUUUAUCAUGUUAGAUGCAAAACUAUUGAAACCAGGAUCUUUAAUGUAAACGGAGACAGCUUACCGGGCCCGUUAAUUAUCGGGACUUUCGAGAAACGGGACCCUGGUCUCAAAACGGGUGCGGAAAAUAACACUUUUUGGUCUGAAAUCGGGUCAGGAUUUGGAGAACAGGGCGGCACACCCCACCAAGAAUUCCCAGGGGUACCCCCCACCCCCCCGCCCCGGAUGAACACCCAGGUCCUUGCAUGAAUUAACUGAUUAUUAAUCUGUAUUCGAUAGGUAAUGAGGAUGUUUACUUUUGUCUUGCUUUUACGUAAUUCUCAUCACUUAAAAUCAAGGGACCCAGUUGAGUUUUAUUUUUCCCUCCAUCGUGACAAUGUUCUUCGUAGCUCGCUCCCCCUGGCCUUACGUCCAGCUCCCUCAGCACUCUCACAUGGUCUGAUAAUGACAACAUCUUAUUAUUUCAUAUCCUUACUCAAGCUUAAGAUAUUGAUAACGCAUCUAGAAACCCAGGAGGCCAUUUGGUAAUUGGCUUUUUUUUUUAGAAAUAAUGAUACAAUGAUAAUUAAGGUAAUGGCUCUAUUAUUCAUGAAGGGGGAAGAUUGACUAUGUUGUUUGUUGACAUUUCUUGCUCGCUACAAGCAGGUGUGUAUUUGAGGAUGUUUCAAUGAUACUAAUUCUAAUAAAGUCCAACUAAAAUUUUGAUGGAAUUGUGAAUAAAGUAAAAGGAGCUCGCGUGACGUACUGGGCUUACGCACAGGGAACUUGCGCAAUGAUGAAAACCAAUCAAAAAGCUUCUUCUAUUGACGCCGGUUCCCUCCGACCUUUGGACUAACUCGUCUGGGAGGCAUUUUAACUGGCUUUUCGCGGCGACGUUUCCUAGGAAAAUUACCGCGUACACGUUUACAAUAACCAUCCACCGUAUCUUGUAUAUAUUUAUUUCUGAAGUACUAACUACGAUGUCAUUUACAUCAGUUAUCUCGCGGUAAGAUGAAGACCAUUCUCUCGUGUUCUAAUGUAAAAAUUAUCGUAGUCGAAUGUUUGUUUGUGAGGUCAUGUAAUGUCAUAACGUCUUUCUACGUUCUUAUCAUAAAGAUAAUGAAUUUUCUUGUUUUUCCAUUUUAUUCACAAGAUUUUCAUCGUUAGCCGUUGCGCCCUCCUCUUGUUUUACGCUACGUCAUUGCCUAGUUCUACGGAGAAUGGCUUCACAACUUCCAGCCGGUUGUACUGUCGUGCGAGGACAGUUCGAAUCUUUACCCGCCAAAGUGCAAGAAUACAUUGCUGACAAAGCCGAACUGUGCAAGCCGGACAAUAUUUAUAUUUGUGAUGGAUCGAAAGAAGAGAACGAAACACUUGUCAACGAGCUGAUCGAGUCUGGUGUAGUUCUGAAACUUCACAAAUAUGACAACUGGUAAGCUUGUAAUAGAUUGCGUUAUUUUCAUGGCAAUGUUCCGCAUGUAGUUAGUCUAUCACGAUUUUUUAUUUUAUCAAAAAAAGAAAAAGUUGCACUGUCAGUAAUCUUGUGUUGAUUUUACUUACACUGAUUCACACCUUAAGUACCCAAGAUGUCCCACAGAAAUACUAAAACAAAGUUUCCUUCUGUUUUAUCUUUUGACUAAAGCCAAAGUAUUUUCACUUCUAAUCGUACUCAGUUUUUUGAUCGAAAACUCGUCUCAUCCCGCAGCAUUUUGGCUCGAACUGAUCCUCGCGACGUGGCGCGUGUCGAGUCUAAAACAUACAUCUGCACUGAAGACAAGCGAGAAUCAGUACCACAGGUCAAAGAGGGAGUUAAAGGACAGUUGGGCAAUUGGAUGAGUAUAGCGGCUAUGAAGAAAGAGUUGGAUAAAAGAUUUCCUGCGUGUAUGAAAGGUAUGUGCGAUGAUUGUGAUGCUCCAGUGAUGCGGAUGUGAAGUCAUAUUGUAAAAUCAUCGCAUUUAAGUCUUCAUAUCACAAUUUUGCUCUGUGUUACAUGGUUCCAUUUGUAUCAGGCUGUUUUCGAACGACUUUUUCGUUUGCGAAUUCAGAAAAAUCCAAACUUCAUAGUCGUGCUGUCAUGAUGAUGGUUUGCUUGUCUUCUGUUUUGUGAUUGGUUUAAGUUAGGAGGUGUGUCAAGGGGCACGCCACGUAAAUAGAAUAUUGUUAGGUGCUUGUAAUGAUCAAAGGUCGUUUUGAGUCUUCUCGCAUUUAAAAUAUGUCGAAAAUAGUGCUCCUUGUCUCAUAAAAGUUCUCCUAAUAUCUUACUUGUAGAAACAGAUUUUUAAUAAUAAAAAAAAAAUUAUGAGAUCUUGGUGGAUUUGUUUUUAAUUUGGUUACUGUUGAGUAGAGUUCAACAUUUUUGUCAAAUGCUGUGUCAUGUUAAUUUCUGAUGCACUUCCUGAAACUAAUAUCAUAUCACGUUGAAUCAUUAGUUAUAUUUGACAUGUUGUAUUUCAAAGAGCUGAUUGAAAACACUUAAAAUGUUUGUUUGUUUUUUUGGGUCAUAUUUGCCAUAUUCCUUUUACAUUCUCAGUGGUUGCUCCCUUGUUAUUGUACAGGGAAACCCUGUCUUACCCCACACUUCUUCCUGGUUUCUCUUAUAGAUCCACAAGCAGCAAAUACACUUUAGCUAGGAUAAUCAGCAUAAAUUUCUUGUAAAGUGUGCAUGCUGUGUGUUCAUUAGUUGCAGUUGCCUUAUUUUGACUUUAAAAAUACUAAGGGCUUAAAGUGCCUGGCUGCCUGUCUGUUAUUAAGCUGUAUAAGCUAUACAUAUUAUGUUUGCCUUCCUUCUUCAAUCUGUAAGGGAGGAGGGAUGGUGCAUUAGCGAGAGCACUCCCCUCCAACUAAUGUACCAUGGGUCUGAGUCCCAACAUUGACAUCAUAAUUAUGCAAGAUUAGUUUUGAGAGGUUUCUCUCAAGGAAGCAUAGUUUUCCUCUAUAACGUGUCCAAAAUUCCAAUGGAAAGUGUCUCCAAUCAGUUGGAGUCAAUUAGACUUGCCACAAGUCGACUGUAUGAGCACCGAAGGCACAAGGGACACUUGCAAAGCGAGCGACGUAAGUCACAAGUCGACUUAUUCCGUCUGCAGAAGAUUGAAUUUAAUUUCAAUAAUGUUGGUGCAAAAAAUGGUUUGGGUGUAAGUUUGAAAGCCUGCUGAAGUAAACAGUUCUCAUACGACUGGCUGUUGACUGACUGGAGAUUACCUGACCUAAAACAAAACUGUUUCUGUAUUCCACUUUCUUAAGUCAGUCCCGGGGUCAAUCUUCAACCAAAAUUGAAGGAAGCAACUUGCAUCUCGUGUGUAAAGUCUUUGAAAUUCGAAUUUUCACUGAAGUCUUCUUAUGGACCACUCUAAGACGUCAGCCCUCAUGAAUGUAGAUUUAAUAAAGAAAACUGUUCGACUGAAAUUAUUUGUGAAAACUGUGCCAGAAGCAAUGAAAAUGUAGUGGAAAAGGUCCUUUGAAUAAAGGAACAAUAUUUAAUACCUCGUUCAAAGAGAAGCUGGCAGCGGACGUUUCUGCUGUUGUACGCGAUAUGUUUUCAAAUGGCGAGAUGUGAAAUGUCAGUCUUUUUCCUAGAUUUGGCGAUACAACCAUCAAGAAAUUCAAAGAAAUCUUGACCACUAACACACCCUUCUACCACUAUGCUUUGAUUCUCUCUAAUUUAUUUGAAGCCUUGUUUGAAGCUAAGUUUCCUUAGACCUGCUGGCGUUAAAUCCCUUUGUGAACAUUCAUUUCUUACGCUUCCUUCACUUCAAAGCCAAGCGAGUGCCAAGCCAAGGAAUCGCCUGGAUCAAGUUUACCAAGAACUAAUGUCACAAGAUCACACUGCCGACCAGAAAACUGGUCAGUCAAAAAUAGCGUGCUGCAGGCGAGAAAAGUCAGUUUCCCGACUGACCACCUAACCAGUAGAAACCGGAAACGGCUUUGAGAAAGUCUAGGAGACAAUAUAAUAUUAUCAUUAGCAGGCCUCGCUUUUAUCACUUUUUGGAAGUCAAGUGUUACACACUAAAUAAAUCUUUGUUGUUGUUUUUUUGUUCAUCCACAUUAUUGUUGCCGUAGCACAGAUGCAGUCAGUUAUAAACCACAAUUCAGAUCUAGGGGUCAUAUGUCUUGUGUUUCACUUGCAUACUGAAGGUAGCAUCACAGUUAUCUUUGAAACUAACCCCUUAUCGCAUUUAGUAUGACUGACUGCAGUAUUUGUUCAUCCUUUUCAGGUCGCACUAUGUAUGUAAUGGCAUUCAGUAUGGGACCUGUUGGAUCACCAGUUUCUAAGAUUGGCAUUCAACUAACUGACUCUUCCUAUGUUGUGUGUUCCAUGCGUAUUAUGACACGGAUGGGUGCUGAUGUGAUGAAGGUUCUUGGUGAUGGUGACUUUGUGAAGUGUCUUCAUUCAGUUGGUGUACCUAAACCUGAACCACCUUCCCAGUACAAAUGGCCUUGCAAUCCAGACAAAACUAUUAUCUCGCACUUUCCCCAUGACCGUGAGAUAAAGUCAUUCGGGAGUGGUUAUGGAGGAAACUCUCUUCUGGGAAAGAAGUGCUUUGCUCUCAGGAUUGCAAGCACCAUAGGUCGUGAUGAAGGAUGGCUUGCAGAGCACAUGUUGGUAUGAUAAAGAUUAAUUUAAACAAAUUUGAAUUCCUUGAUUAUUAUGUUGUUCUGGUAACUUUCAUGUCUAAUAUUCAUCAAAAUGAUAUAGUUUGUAAUUAAGGGGAAGUUUGAGACAGUCAUCCGCUGGGUUCCUCCUUACUUGAUAGUACAGCUUAUGGAAACUUUUUCUUCAUUUAGAUAUUAGCUCUUACAAGUCCCAAAGGAGAGAAGAAAUAUAUUGCUGCUGCAUUCCCCAGUGCUUGUGGUAAAACUAAUUUAGCCAUGAUGACACCAACGUUACCUGGCUGGAAAGUUGAGUGCGUUGGAGAUGACAUUGCUUGGAUGUGGUUUGAUGAAGAAGGUCAGCUGCGAGCUAUCAAUCCUGAAUUUGGAUUCUUUGGAGUUGCACCAGGGACAUCAGACAAGACAAACCCAGUUGCCAUGAAAAGUGUCACUAGUGGAACCAUCUUUACAAAUGUGGCUCUAACAAGUGAUGGCGGCUUUUGGUGGGAAGGUAACCAGAAAAGUGCAGUGUACGAGCAUACAGUAGUUUUCAUGUUACCUUUUAUAUGCUUCUUAAAAAUCUUCAAUGAUUGAAAAUACAUUAAGUAGCUAGUAGCUUAAACUAUUGUUACUUUCUGCCUCCCAUGGAACAAAAUUAAACAUUUUGGUGAAAGUUAGGUCUGUAAAGCCAUACUUUGUGAAGGACAGCAGGAACAUUAUCAUGAAUUUCCAGAGAGGACGUUUUCUGGAAUUGUACCCCACAAUCUUGGUUUGUUGUGCUCUUAUUCUUAUUUGUCAACUGAUGUUGGUACACUCAGUGACCAUUGCUUACAUGUAGUUUACUCCAAAGAAUUUUGGGCUAAUGUGGGAUAAUACCCAACAGGGUUCUCAUUAAGUGCUGGCAACCAGCUAAAAAAUCAGUUUCUUUGAAUAUUGAGCCAUCUACGUUUUGGGGAUAAAGGGUAGUCUGUACAUAUCAGGUGAGAGAGUGAAAGUGUGAAAUUGUCUUCAGUACUCAGCUGUCUAAUUGCGUACUUUAACAUCCUAUGUAGCUGUUUACUCUAAAAUUUAAUGACAACCCUGACCCAAAGUUCUGUUUAUCAGAGUACCUGCUAGCAAGGCUAAGAUGUGAAUUGUUGUUGUUUGUUGUACAGGUUUACCUGUACCAGAAAAUGUUAGUAUCACAAGCUGGUUAGGAGAGAAAGACUGGAAGCCUGGCAACACCAAGGGGGCACAUCCAAACUCCAGGUUUUGUGCUCCAAUCAGCAAUUGCCCAGCCAUGGACAAGGAUUGGGAGAAUCCUAAAGGUGUUCCUAUCAGUGCAAUUCUCUUUGGUGGCCGACGCCCUAUGGGAGUUCCUCUGGUUUAUGAAGCAUUCAACUGGCAGCAUGGUGUGUUUAUUGCGUCUGCCAUGUCAUCUGAAGCUACAGCUGCUGCUGAGCAUACGGCAAAAACAGUAAUGAGAGAUCCUUUUGCAAUGAGGCCCUUCUUUGGAUACAACUUUGGCAAAUACAUGGAGCACUGGCUGAGCAUGCCAAAGACCAAAGGCCGAAGAAUGCCAAAGAUUUUCCAUGUAAAUUGGUUCCGUCUUGAUGCAAAUAGAAAGUUCUUGUGGCCAGGUUAGUACCUAAACAAACCAGUCUCAUAAUUAUUGUACUGAACAGUUAGAGAGUAGUUUAUCAUGGUCUGAUCAUCAAGCUCUUAAAUGUUAGCUUCUUGACCAAAUAAUAGUCAUCCUUUUUUGUCUGAAAUUUUAAACUGAAAGCAUUUUAUGGUUCUGGUGAAGGUAGGUCAAGAUUAACACCUUUUACAAGAAUCAAAGUGAUAUAAUUUCACCAAUAUUAUUACAUUACCCAGGGCUUGACGUUGCGACCCGUGGGGUCGCCAAUGUGACCAGCUUCUACUCAGUGGCGACUAAAUUUUCACGCCUGGUCGCCAAUCUGGCCCCCAAGAUAGAUGACUUUCUUCUUUGGGAAAACAUACACUAACGAUAAUUUGUUAUCCUUCACAAAACCAACAGAUAGCUAACAGUUUUGCUAAUGUUCCAAUGUUUUGCCCAAAUGCUCUAAUGGGUUGUCAAAACGUUUUAAUGAUUUCUUCCAACACUCUAACAGAUUGUUCUUAUAAUCUAACAGUUGGUCCGUCUAAUGUGUGACUUUUACUUGAAAGAGGAUUGUGAAAAUCACAAGUGAUGAAUUGGAUGGAAGUCUUAUAGACUUUUGGGCAGAUUGAUCGCAAUUCUCAACAGGUCGUCCAGUGUUUCUCCGGGAAUGACUUUUAGCGGAUUGAUUUCAAACAAUCUCUUAAUGUCGAACAUGUAUCUCGAUUGUGGACUUGAUGGCAGAUUAAUCUGAUAUAAGCUUAAGCUAAUUGAGAACGAACGGCUCUUAUUUCUUGAGCUUCUUGUAAACAACUUUAUUGAAUUUCUGUUGAGCUUGACGACCCCAAUAAAAGCUCUGCCGUAUUUUAUUGACUUCUAAUGAAGUACCGUUGAACUCAUGCUGUUUGUCUCACAGACUUCUUGCGAAAUCAACUUCUUUGCCCGAUGCAUUAGCGACGUUUCCUCUUUCCGGAGACUUUUGAUCAUGUGCUACGCAACCGCGGAAUAGAUCAAGUUUCACCGAUGUUCAUUUCUGAUCAUGAAAAUGCAUGGGAUGCAAAACAAACUUUGCAGAUUUUGUUCUUUAAUAACCCAAAUAAGUUUUCUUGUGAUUUCUAAAGUUUGCUUAUGUAAAUGUGUAUUCCAUUGCUUGAAUACUUGUUUGAGUAGAUUUACACUUGAGUGCGGGUUCAUUUUCACGAACACCAGCUAGUAAUCGAGCCUCUAGCGAAAACUGUUCGAAGGAAAGUUCAAAGGAAGUCUAAAGAAUUCUUUUUCUGGCAAGGCUAAGUAAAAGUUGUUAAGUUUAUUGUAUUCUGUUACCGGUAGUUCUUAAAAUAAUAUAAUUUUUGGCGACUAGAAUACUUGUUCUGGCGACCAAAAAUGAAAACUUGGGGGCCAGCUGGCCCCGAGAUUUUUUUCUGAAAGUCGAGCACUGUUACCUGAAUAUUUCAGUCUUAUAUGUAUCUAUAAACUUGAUGUAAUUCUUUUUUUAUACAAAGUGCUGACAACCUUAUCUUAAACUCCAUUGUUGCUUUUAUUUUGAAGGAUUUGGAGAGAACAGCCGUGUUUUGGAAUGGGUUACUAGACGUUGUAAUGGAGAGGAUAUUGUUGAUGUUAGUCCCAUUGGAUUCAUCCCAAAGAGUGGUACGAUAAACACAGAGGGCCUGGGAGACAUAAACAUGGAAGAGUUGUUUAGCAUCCCUAAAGACUACUGGCUGGAGGAGUGUCAGUCUGUCCGUCAAUACUACGAUGAACAGCUAGGAGAAGAUUUACCACAACCUAUUUUAGAUGAAUUAAAUGCCCUUGAAUCAAGGCUAAAUGCACUUUAA
Messenger RNA from Porites evermanni, 17677 nucleotides. Lineage: Eukaryota; Metazoa; Cnidaria; Anthozoa; Scleractinia; Poritidae. The record is from the annotation of a GenBank genome assembly.